This is a messenger RNA of Psylliodes chrysocephalus, 3846 nucleotides long. The record is from the annotation of a GenBank genome assembly. Lineage: Eukaryota; Metazoa; Arthropoda; Insecta; Coleoptera; Chrysomelidae.
GCAAAAGCAAUGGGCAGAGUAUUAUUUGAACAAGUUUGUAAGCAGCUACAUCUACUAGAGGCAGACUAUUUUGGUUUAGAAUAUUGGGAUACUCAUGGAACAAGGUAUUGGCUGGAUCUCCAAAAACCCAUUUCUCGACAACUUGGUCUUUCACUUGUCGACCCGCUUCUUCAUUUUUGUGUCAAAUUUUAUACUCCGGAUCCUGCACAAUUGGAGGAAGAAUAUACUCGGUACCUUUUUUGUCUGCAGGUUAAGAGGGACUUAUCUCAUGGAGGUCUACAAUGUAACGAAAACACAGCUGCUCUUAUGGCCAGCUACAUAGUUCAAGCAGAAUGUGGCGACUACGUAGCCGAAGACUAUCCAGACCAUACAUAUUUAUCGAGCUACAAAUUUGUACCACAACAAGACCAGGAAAUGGAGAGGAAAAUUAUGGAGAAUCACAAAAAACAUACAGGACAGUCACCAGCAGAAGCAGACUUAAAUUUACUAGAAACUGCACGAAGAUGCGAACUUUAUGGGGUAAAAAUGCACCCCGCCAAAGACCACGAGAAUGUACCUUUAAAUCUUGCAGUAGCCCAUAUGGGAAUCAUAGUUUUUCAAAAUUAUACGAAAAUUAACACCUUUUCGUGGGCGAAAAUCAGAAAAAUAUCGUUCAAGAGAAAAAGAUUUCUUAUAAAAUUACACCCUGAAGGAUAUGGUUAUUAUAAGGACACGGUUGAAUUCUUCUUUGAAGGAAGGGACGAGUGUAAAAAUUUUUGGAAAAAAUGCGUUGAAAACCACGGAUUUUUUCGAUUGUCAGCUGUUAAACAUAUUUCAAGACAUAAAACAAGAGUUCUUUCGAGAGGCAGUUCGUUUAGGUAUAGCGGUAAAACUCAAAAACAAAUAAUUGAAUUCGUUAGGGAUAACUAUGUAAAACGUCAAACAUUCCAAAGGUCGCAAUCUUUUCGGCAUUCUAGCGCUCACUCUAGCGCAACCAACAUGCAUUCGACAACUGUCGGGAACAGCAUUUCCGCGCAUCCUCUGUUGCCGCUUGCUGACAGCAAUUUAAGCGUGGAAGUGUCCAAACUCUCGGCGUCUCUGGGUUCGAUGGAGCCACAUGUACGGGGACGGCCGGGUUCUCCGACGAUGAAGUCAGUCUCUCGCCACCACGCCAUAGCUACAUCCUGGAGCUCGGUCCCAGACACCAGGCCUACCACACAACCACCCAUUCAGACGAUGAGCUCGCCGCCCUCGCCUCCUCUUCAGAAGACACAACCGGCGUCAUCUCCAGAGGACUCUGCAACCACGAGCCCCAUGAAGCCCACUAUUACCAGCUCGCCUCUCGCCGUUCGCGUAGCUGUUCACAGGGCCGAUACAGAUAACACCAAAAAAGAUUUGAUAGACAGAACCAAAGUUAAUAACAGCAAUGUAUUAGAUAAUAAUAAUUUCUAUACCUCAACCCCUUUGAGAACAACUAAUGGGAACCUAUCAGAGAUAUCCCUCUCCACUUGCAGUGAUAACUAUUAUAGUACUAUAAACACUUUAAAUAGUGAGGAUAGUCCAUCUAAAGUAUUAGCUAAAGAGCAGCUAAUGAAUAGUAUUAAUGCUAAUACUAUACUAAAUGGAAAUACAACUAAUACUACAACAAUUAUUGCCGACAUAGAAGGCGAGACCAAGAAAAAGCCCAGAUACAUUUUGGAUAAGACUUACUAUAUUGCCAAGGAAAUAUUGAUGACCGAAUUGACAUAUAAGAAAGAUUUAGAUAUCAUCAAUGUGUGGUUUAGAGAUGAAAUAGGAAAAGAGGAACCAGAAGAAUGUCAAAUUCUUUUAUCACUGAUCACGCCAUUAGCUCAAGCUCAUGGUUUGUUAGUUAAGGAUCUUGAACAGAGAUUGCAAGGUUGGGAUAGUACAGGAGGACCAAGGGCAGCAGCAGGAAGGAUUGCUGACGUUCUUUUAGCACAUUUGCCCCCUCUUUUACCCAUCUACGAGGAAUAUCUAGAUGGACAUAUGUUAGUCUUAGAACGUUUAGAUACAGCUUUUAAACAAAACAACCGAUUUGAGCAACUUUAUCGAGAUUUUGAGACUCAAAAAGUGUGUUAUCUUCCAUUAACAACUUUCGUUUUAAAGCCCCUACACCGGUUGCUUCAAUAUCAGGCACUAUUGCAGCGACUAUUAAAACAUUAUGGGCCUAAUCACCCUGAUAGGGCUGACUGUUUGACAGCCAGUGACACUCUAAAGGAUUUGAUGGUACCUGUUUCUGAAACUUUGGAACAGUCGAAAAAUCUGGCGACAUUGUGUGAGUUGCAAAGGGAUAUAGUUGGGUUUGACAAUUUAGUACAAUCUGGUAGAAAGUUUAUAAGACAUGGAUGUCUGUUGAAGCAUUCCAGGAAGGGGUACCAGCAGAGGAUGUUUUUUUUGUUUUCUGAUAUCCUUCUCUACACAUCCCGGUCCCAAGCUACACUUCAGUUUAAAGUUCAUGGUCACAUGCCUUUGCGGGGUGUCUUAAUAGAAGAACCAGAUGGGGAUUUGACAUUCAACGGGUUAAUAAUCUAUGGAGGCAACAGAGCACUGACGGUUGCAGCUAAUUCUCCAGAAGAAAAAGAAAAAUGGAAAAUAGAUUUACAGAAUGCCAUUCAGCUGGCCAGAGAUAAGUCUGAUACGAAGAUUACUUAUUUGAGCCUAAAAAGUUGCAGUUCUUCGGAUGAACACAUUGAUCAAGCAGAAAAUAAUGACGUGGGGACCCAAACUAAACCUCAAGCUCAAAGAAGUAACUCGACAGUACAUGUUUGCUGGCACAGAAGUACAAGUAUAAGCAUGAAAGAUGAGUUGCUUGCUGUUGAGAACCAACUUUCGGGAUAUCUGCUUAGAAAAUUCAAAAGCAGCAAUGGCUGGCAAAAGCUUUGGGUGGUAUUUACAUCCUUCUGUCUUUUCUUCUACAAAGGUUGUUUAGAUGAAUUUCCACUGGCAUCUUUGCCCCUUUUGGGGUACUCGGUGGGGCCUCCACAGGUCGAUGAUCAGAUUGGAAAGGACUAUGUGUUUAAACUACAAUAUAAAAAUCACGUUUAUUUUUUUAGAGCUGAAUCGGAAUACACUUACACGAGGUGGAUGGAGGUAAUAGGCAGUGCUACUCAAAGCAGAUUAAAAAAAAAAUUGACUUUAGUAAAUGAAAAUAAAAUAGAAACUUCCACUGAAAAGUAACAAGCUUAAAAACUACUUAGUAUUUUAUUGGAAUUUUCUAAUAAUUUUAACUCUCGUUUCUAUUUUAAAUUUCAAAAAAAAAACACAGGUCUUCCAUAUUUUAUCUGGUAUUAUACACAGGAUAAUAUUUAUUGUAACAAUAUUUUUCAUUCAAAUUGAUUAUUUGUACAUUCCACGCAAAUUAAUUUAAAAAACUAGGAUUCCAUAAUAAGUAUUUUUUUACGUAGUUUGCAUUUAAAAAAAUAUAUUUAAACAAUGUACACAGUUUUUUUUUAUUUAAAUGAAUGAACAAAAAAUGACUGUCAAAAAAAUAGUGCCUUUAUUUUUUAUUAUUUAUAUAUUUUAAUUAGAAAGUUGCAAUAUUUGUUUUUAAAUAUAACAUUCGGAAGAGUUUAUUCUAAAACAUUAAUAUAUAUUUUUCAAAUUAAUGAUCAAACUGAAAAUUUUAAAAUUCGAAGUAUUUUAUAAGGAAGUAUUAACAUUUCAUAUAGAUAUUAUAAAUCCUGAAAAAUAAUUCUUUUCCAUAUUAUUUUUGUAAAUAUGUACAUUUUAUGGAGAAUGCAUUAUUUUUACUUUUUCAUAACUUGGCAGCUUUUAAUUGUAUUUUUAUUAUAUUAAUUUAGAUAUCUUAAGUGUAAGUGUUAUUUUAUUUAAACAGAAUAAAGUGGU